AUGGAAGGAGGCGCGCACAACCCUCGCACGGUGGAGGAGGUUUUCAGAGAUUUCAAGGGGAGGCGCAAUGCGCUGAUUAAAGCUCUCACUACUGAGAAGGAAAAUCUUUGUCUUUAUGGAUUUCCUGAUGAGCAUUGGGAAGUUAAUUUGCCUGCUGAAGAGGUGCCUCCUGAGCUUCCGGAACCUGCUUUGGGUAUAAACUUUGCUAGGGAUGGAAUGCAGGAGAAAGACUGGCUGGCUCUCGUGGCUGUGCACAGUGAUGCAUGGCUACUUUCUGUUGCUUUCUAUUUUGGUGCCAGAUUUGGUUUUGAUAAAGCUGACAGGAAGCGUCUAUUCAAUAUGGUAAAUGAUCUUCCGACGAUUUUUGAAGUUGUGACCGGAGCUGCAAAAAAGCAAGUAAAGGAAAAGUCAUCUGUUUCAAACCACAGUGGCAGUAAAUCCAAGUCAAACUCAAAACCGACCAAAACUAAGGUACAAGCAAAGGAUGAAGAUGAGGUACUUGAUGAGGAAGAUGAAGACGAGCAUGGGGAGACUUUAUGUGGGGCGUGUGGCGAGAACUACGCCGCGGAUGAGUUUUGGAUUUGCUGUGACAUAUGCGAAAGAUGGUUCCAUGGCAAGUGUGUGAAGAUCACGCCUGCCAGAGCCGAGCACAUCAAGCAGUACAAAUGCCCGACUUGCAGCAACAAGAGGGCCCGCCCGUGA
Molecule: messenger RNA, 702 nt
Organism: Striga hermonthica
Lineage: Eukaryota; Viridiplantae; Streptophyta; Magnoliopsida; Lamiales; Orobanchaceae
Source: the annotation of a GenBank genome assembly